AUGCAGAUGGGAACCAGCCUCGAAGUUGAGCUUUGGGCAUUAUAUAAAGGACUGACUGUCCUUCUUCAAAAAGGCAUCAACAAUGUGCUAAUCGAAACGGAUGCGGCCCAGGUGGUGCAGCUGAUGGAGGAUCCAAUUGCCAGCAACUGCCCUUUCAAAAAUUUGGUAGAGGAUGCCAACAUACUCCUCAAUGGCUGCGAGUGCACCAUCCAGCAUAUCUGGAAACAAGGGAACCUGUGUGCGGAUGCCUUAGCCAAGCUGGGUGCAAACCAACCAGAGGAAAUGCUGGUGGUGAAUGAACCACCCGCUGAGUUGAGGAGCUAUCUGUUGGGAAUUCCAAGGGAAAGGGCCUAG
This is a messenger RNA of Camellia sinensis, 354 nucleotides long. NCBI's taxonomy places the organism in Eukaryota, Viridiplantae, Streptophyta, Magnoliopsida, Ericales, Theaceae. The record is from RefSeq and is a predicted model, not a curated record.